This is a messenger RNA of Cordyceps militaris CM01, 240 nucleotides long. RefSeq names its product Heat shock factor binding 1. The coding region runs from base 1 to 240 and encodes 79 amino acids. The transcript has 3 exons. Lineage: Eukaryota; Fungi; Ascomycota; Sordariomycetes; Hypocreales; Cordycipitaceae. The record is from RefSeq and is a predicted model, not a curated record. Gene Ontology annotation, molecular function: transcription corepressor activity.
AUGGCAGAUAUGGAUUCAGAGAAUCGCGAUUCCGAAACGCAGAUGCGAAAUAACUCUGGUGAUGACGCGCGCACAGAAUUCAACGCUGCGGUAGAAGAGCUCCUCAACACCAUCCAGAACAAGUUUGCUGGUGUAUCUUCAGAAAUAUUUGCGAAGCUGGAUGACAUGUCAUCAAGGUUGGACAAGCUGGAAGCAGAACUACGCGAAAAUAACUCCAAAGACAACUCCUCCAAGCCAUAG